CCAAAUGUAGAUGAGUUGCGGCUGCUGCAUAGCCAAAACCCGGAGAAUUUGGCCGCCGUGUCCAAUUUCACGGUGUUACGUACAGGCGUGGGACAGGUCCGCUGGGUGGUCCCUGUCGAUGUUCGUGGGCUGGCACUGUACGACAUUGUCUCCAUCUCGUAUGGUGAGGUACUUUGCUAUCCGGAGGCAAGUACAAAGCCGCCGCAGGGCCAGGGCCUAAAUAGGCCUGCGGAGAUCACUCUGUACGGCGUGUACAGGAAGGAUAAGGAGACGGGCGCGCCGAUUAAGGAGGGUCCGCGUGGUCAGGCGUAUGAGAAGGCCCUGCGGCAGAUGUGCGGCCGUAUGGGCGCAAAAUUUUUGUCGUAUAAGCUGGACGGCGGCGUGUGGAAGUUUGAGGUGGAGCAUUUCAGCCGUUAUGGCCUGAUGGACAUUGACGAGGACGAC
Messenger RNA from Volvox carteri f. nagariensis, 444 nucleotides. RefSeq lists its product as uncharacterized. Gene Ontology annotation, cellular component: nuclear pore; nuclear pore cytoplasmic filaments. The transcript has a single exon. The annotation marks the transcript as partial. The record is from RefSeq and is a predicted model, not a curated record. Gene Ontology annotation, molecular function: structural constituent of nuclear pore. Gene Ontology annotation, biological process: post-transcriptional tethering of RNA polymerase II gene DNA at nuclear periphery; protein import into nucleus; RNA export from nucleus. Lineage: Eukaryota; Viridiplantae; Chlorophyta; Chlorophyceae; Chlamydomonadales; Volvocaceae.